Octopus sinensis (East Asian common octopus) is the source of this 672-nucleotide messenger RNA. RefSeq names its product protein arginine N-methyltransferase 1-like. Gene Ontology annotation, molecular function: protein-arginine N-methyltransferase activity. NCBI's taxonomy places the organism in Eukaryota, Metazoa, Mollusca, Cephalopoda, Octopoda, Octopodidae. Gene Ontology annotation, biological process: peptidyl-arginine methylation. The record is from RefSeq and is a predicted model, not a curated record. Gene Ontology annotation, cellular component: nucleus. The transcript is spliced from 2 exons.
AUGGCGGAUUCCCAGUCAGAUUACUAUUUCGAGUCGUACUCGUAUUUUGGGAUUCACGAAAUCGAGAACUCGAACAUAAUCCACCACGCCCGGCAAAUCGUGAUGGACAACAACUUUGACAAGGGCACGUGUCCUCCCUAAUUGGCAGUAAUCAAAUUCGUGCACUCGCGGGUGGAGGAGGUGGGGGAACUACCGGAGGGAGUGGAGGAGGUGGACAUAAUAAUAUCAGAGUGGAUGGGGUAUUGUCUGUUCUACGAGUGCAUGCUCCCCACUGUGCUGCAUGCGAGGGAUCGGUGGUUGAGGGCGGACGGACUCAUCUUCCCCGACAUUGCCCAGUUGUUCAUUGUGGGGAUUGAGGACAUGGUGUAUAUGGACGACAAGAUCAACUGGUGGGAUGACGUCUAUGGCUUCAACAUGUCCUCCAUCCGACAAGUCGCCAUCAAAGAGCCCCUCGUCGACGUGGUCAACCGGGAACAGGUCUUCACCGACGUGGCUCUCCUCAAACAAGUCGAUUUGAAGACUGUCAAGAUCGAGGACUUGACUUGGGAGACCACUUUUAAAUUGAGUGCCAAGAGAAGUGAUUACAUGCACGCCUACGUGACCUACUUCACUGUCCUCUUCUCCAAGUGCCACAAGAAGAUGCACAUAUCCACAGGUUGGGGAGGAGACUGA